AUUUGUUACUAGCCUGGCAGUCAAUAAUUUAUUAAACGACCAAAAUGAAAAGUACAUUUCUUGUGUAAGUAUAAGUCUUCCUUAAGGCAAUUUAAAUCGUCCGGAUUAAAAUCUGUUUGUAUUUGAGACCUGGGGAUGGGGUUGCUAAUGAUCAUGUGCAGUGAUAUCGAUUAUAACAUAUAAUAUCUUCGGUGAAAAUGGAGUAAUCAUACAGUUUGAGAUAUUUACUGCAAGAUCGUUAGUGAAAGUCUUGUUCGAUAACUUUUUUGGCUUUCGAAAUGUUCAAGCUAUAUAAAAGGCACACCGUGCAUCCAAUUUCGCCAGAAAAGAAGAAUGACCGAUCCAGCAAAGGACCCCACGAGUCCUGGGGUACCCCGGAUACGACCCCGAUCCGUAAUGUUAUAAAAAGGACGACAUCCAAACAAGAACUCUACAAUGAACUGAGGAGUAACAUAAAGGAUUUAGACCAAAACAGGAGGUCACUGUUCCCAACACAACAACUGAGAUUAUUCAACAAUUCCCCCAAAAAAGUGGCUAUACAGGAGUGUAUUACUGAACUGGAAGAAAUUCAGAGUCCUCAGACGGAAUGCGAUAAAAGUUUAUGCGAGGUGCCGAACAGGACGCUUCAAGUCAUAGAGACACCACAAAGCCCAGUACCAUCGUCUCCAUCAAGAGAGAAGAAAUGCAAGGGCUUGAGGUUACCGGCUUUACUGGACCCAUUCGUGCCCAUAGAUCCACAGGGUCGAGCUUACAUAUCUUGGCUUCUCCUGGUGACGUUCUGCUACAGCUACAACGCGUGGUGUGUCGCACUCCGCGCUACCUUCCCUUAUCAGACCCCCGAGAACACUCCCGUAUGGAUGAUGGUGGACUACCUCUGCGACGCGGUGUACAUGUUGGACCUGGUGCUGGUCAAGCCACGGCUUAUGUUCCUCAACGAAGGCUUCUGGGUGGACGACCCAGUUGAGACCAGGAAGAAUUACCGCAAAAAAUUGCAAUACAAGUUCGACGUGAUAUCGCUCCUGCCGCUGGACAUAUUGUACAUAUAUUACGGUCCACAAAAAGUCAUUCUCCGUCUGCCGAGGGUGCUGAAGCUGCAGACGUUUUGGGAGUUCCACCAGGCGAUGGACCGGGUUUUGUCAUCCCCUUACAUUGUUCGCAUCGGCAAGACUCUGUUCUAUAUCUUCUACUUGAUACAUCUGAACGCCUGCGCCUAUUACGCCAUGAGCGACUACAUUGGGCUCGCCUCCAACGGCUGGGUCUACGACAACCAGGGCAACGCUUACAUACGCUGCUUCUACUUCGCCACCAAAACAGCGACCUCCAUCGGUAAAAAUCCGAAACCCGAAAACACUAUGGAGUUUCUGUACAUGACGGCGGCCUGGCUCAUGGGUGUGUUUGUCUUCGCUUUGCUGAUAGGCCAGAUCAGGGACAUCAUAGCCACAGCGACCAGAGCCAGGUCAGAGUAUCGUAAGACGGUGGACGGCUGUACCCGGUACCUGCGGCGUCUGAACAUGCCGCUACCGCUGCAAAGACGCGUCACCUGCUGGUUCACCUACACCUGGAAUCAGCAGCGCUGCUUCGACGAACCCAGCAUUCUGAACUCGCUUCCUUACAAUAUGAAACGCGACGUGGCGCUGGAGGUCCACAUCAACAUACUGAGCAAGGUGCAGCUGUUCCGCGACUGCUCGUCCUCGCUGCUCCGGGACCUGGUGCUGCAGCUGCGCCCGGUGUCCUGCCUGCCGGGCGACGUGCUGGUGAGGCGCGGAGACGUCGGCCACCACAUGUACAUCGUCAAGUGCGGGGAGUGCUACGUGAUGUCUCCGGGGGAGAACGAGGUCCUCGCCACGCUCCGAGCCGGCUCCGUGUUCGGCGAGAUCAGUCUGCUGGGGAUCGACGGGCUGCGGCGAAGAACGGCUACCGUGAGGUCCCGCGGCUACUCGAGUCUGUUCGCGCUGUCGAGGAGCGACCUGGACGCGGCGCUGAAGUACCACAAGGAGGCGGCGCAGAUACUGAGGAUCAGAGCCGACCAGAUCAUACGGGAGAACGCGGCCAGGCUCGCCGACAAGAGGCUGGAGCAGAGGAUGGAGGCCAAGAGGAGCGAGGAGGGGAGGAGGAGGAGCCUGGCCAGCGGAGGCGGCAGCGGAGGGGGCAGGGGCAGGAGCGGCCGCGCCAGGAGGAGACUGUCCGCCGUCUCCGAGUCCAAGUUAUUAACUGCAAUGGGUCGAGGGAAGGAGCCGGAGCAGAUGACGAGCAACCCGGUGGAGGCGAAGAAACAUAGAGACGAAGCAAACGGGCAUUUCAAGAAUGGGAACUACGGACGAGCUCUGACGUCAUUAGAUAAGGCUAUAGAACUAGCUCCAGACGAAAAGGCCGCCUUUGUUUCCCGCAGCAAAUGCUAUUUACUUCUUGGGGAGCCUCGGAAAGCUUUAGAAGAUGCAGAAACAGCGCUCAAACUCGAUCCCAAGCACGCCAAGGCCCUCCUUCAAAAAGCCGAAGCCCUAUACUACUGUGGGGAGUUUGAAAUGAGCUUAGUCCAUUACCACCGAGGACUGAGAGCGAGGCCAGAUUUAAAUGAAUUUAGACUAGGAGUACAGAAGGCGCAGGAAGCUAUCGAAAAUACCAUUGGGGCUGUCAAACCAGUGAAAAAGACAUCAAAACGGUCUACUUCAAAAUCAUCCCGACCUGUUUUAGGUCAGUUGAUGUCGGACAAGAUUUAUCUUGAGAAUUUACUCAAAAACCCAGAUCUGGCGAUAGCUGACAAAAAGAAUAGUAUAGUUAUGAAACAAGCAGAAGAAGCGAUACGUUUCUUAGAAAAUAGAGAAGAAUUUUGGCGCCAACAACAAACUGCUGGCCGGCAUUAAGCGUGCAACUUAUAUUCCAAAAUCAUUAUUAAUUUAGUGUAAGUCAUAAUAUAGUUAAGUUGAAUGUGGAAAUUAA
Danaus plexippus (monarch butterfly) is the source of this 2937-nucleotide messenger RNA. RefSeq names its product cyclic nucleotide-gated cation channel beta-1 (gene CngB). Gene Ontology annotation, biological process: monoatomic cation transmembrane transport. Gene Ontology annotation, molecular function: intracellularly cAMP-activated cation channel activity; protein-containing complex binding; protein binding. The transcript is spliced from 16 exons. Bases 279 to 2861 code for a protein of 860 amino acids. NCBI's taxonomy places the organism in Eukaryota, Metazoa, Arthropoda, Insecta, Lepidoptera, Nymphalidae. Gene Ontology annotation, cellular component: intracellular cyclic nucleotide activated cation channel complex; plasma membrane. The record is from RefSeq and is a predicted model, not a curated record.